AUAGGAGCAUGGAAAAGGAGCAGAUACAUAUACCCAGCACCAAUUCCUCUGUAAGAAUCCUGACAACAAAACAAGAUGAGCUGUCUCUGCAGUACGUGAUAGAGCUCCCAAACAGAAAGAGAAACAUGAUCUCUUUCAGGGUUAUUAUGGUGUUUGCAGCCAUGCUUAGCAUGAUAUGGGCUAGGAGACUUGCCAUUGUAGUUGUUUCAGUGUCCAUUAUAUUGAUGUUGUACUACGAACUCUCGAAAGUUUGCAAGGAGACAGUGACGAUUAUCAAAGAUACCUGCAUCACUUACUCUGCUACCACCCUUCUAGGAAGGAAGAUGUUCCAGUCUGUGCCUCUCAACAGAUUACUGGGUAUUCCGGUAAUUGAGAACAUUAUGGGAUCUAGAGUACACGGUAUUCUGAACCUGAUGAUAAGAACCGGACAAGAGAAGUCAGUACAAGUUCCUCUCUUUACGUCCCUGCGACCAAAUCUGGAUACCAUUAACAAGAUUAGACAUGGAAUACUCAGAUACACAGAGGAAGCCAUAGAGAAGAACCUUUGUGCGUUUGGAAAAGACAACAUCAUGUCGACUGAAGACGUCUUCGAGAAGACCAGAAAAUGCCUUGCACAAUCCUUUAAAGAAAUGAGAAACAAAAAGGGAUCGUAAACUUAUAACUGUGCCGAGUGUACAUUGUAUAUGUUGAAACUGCACUGUAUUCCAUGCGUGUUAUUAUUCAAGAUUAAACUUUCAGCUGCAUCAGUACGCGGUUUAGGAUAUAAGAUCUGAUACCCAAACUGUGGGAAUGUUAAACGUUGUGAUAAAAUCAGUUUGCUGUUUGCAGCGUUGCUGUUUGCAGCGUUGCUGUUGUUUUGGAAUUUUGAUACAGUUUAAUUUAGAGGGUUUAGUUCGCUUUUUCCUUUGCUGAAGUAAAACUUACUGUGUUCUGUUAUGAUUUGAUAACUUUGAUAUGUUCAUUUUGCUGUAGCUUGCACAAGGGCUUAGUUACAUUAAUUAAUGAUCAAAUUAUGAAGAACUUGAGAUUACACAUUAUAUUGGUGGAUGAUGGUAGAUAGUUAUAUGUAGAUACUGGAAUCUGGAUGUUAUGUUUGUGGGUUUUGUGGGUUUGUAAUGGAAUUAUUAAAUUCUUUUGUAGCAUGUUUUCAGUUAAGAGCAAGGGCCCUUUCGGGCUUUCGUAUAAAAUCAGGUACAAGCACGAUCUUUUAAACACGUACCACAAUUUCUUUUACGUCCAUAACUCUGUUAUACAAAGUUGUUCAAAUAUUAAAUAAGGAGUAAGGACGAUGUUACAUGAUAUCCUAGUAUCAAGUUAAGAGGCAUCCUGUGUCAGUGUCAGUGAUCACAAAUCAUUAAAUUUUACUCACAUCAUCAUAAUAAUAUUAUGAUCUGUAAAUUACAAUUCCGACCAUUACUCCACUAUUCAGAUACGGUAUUUUCCGGCAUAUUUUAGCAGAUUCCCCUUUCUCGUAAUAUUCCGAGGUGUAAUCAGCGUAUGUUGGAAUUCCUAUCGGCGAUAAAAAUUAAAUGUGUCACAUCGUCAUAUUAAUAUUAUAAGAUACAAAUAUGUGUGUGUGAUUAAUCAUAGUAUGUGUUUUUGCCCUAAUGAGUGAUGAUAUCAGGUCUAAACCAAUAUAAGUUAAUAUAAGUUAAUGUUAAGUUUUUACAUUUUUACUGUACAGUGGAUAAUUUAACUUCAAUUAAAUUUAAGUAAUGAUUCUAUUUAUGAAAUGUAUUUGUAACAGUAAUCAAGAAAAUAAUAUUUGAUUGUCCAGUCACCCUGAAAAGAUUUCGGUGCCAACCGCUAAUUCUAAAACAUUAUAUGUUAACUAAGUUCAAUCUGAGACUAAAUUGUUUUAGAAUUAAUAAAUGUAACGCCCUUUUGCUUAUUUAUAUUAAGUUCGUGUUUAGAUCACGCGGGAUUUGCAUUGGCUUGAUUUGCUUGUUUUUUAGUCUUAGCACAUUCAGUUUCAGUUUGGGUUCUAAAAUACCUGGCUUUUUUGAUUAUGUGGGUUUGACUUUUUGGCUUUUUUCUAA
Molecule: messenger RNA, 2039 nt
Organism: Bolinopsis microptera
Lineage: Eukaryota; Metazoa; Ctenophora; Tentaculata; Lobata; Bolinopsidae
Exons: 5
Coding region: 9-653 (214 amino acids)
Source: RefSeq, a predicted model, not a curated record